This is a messenger RNA of Callithrix jacchus (white-tufted-ear marmoset), 3376 nucleotides long. NCBI's taxonomy places the organism in Eukaryota, Metazoa, Chordata, Mammalia, Primates, Cebidae. The record is from RefSeq and is a predicted model, not a curated record.
UGUUGUUUCCAUGAGCCAAGGCCAUAAAAUAUUAAUUAUGCGCUUCUAUUCUUAGAGUCACAGAAGUUUCCGGAGGCUGCGUGUAGGGAGGAUAGUGCGGGGUUUCUGUUCUGGGGGACAAGAGUGAACGUGCCUAAGUCCCUGUGUGUGCAAACAUGUGCUCUCUGCUUAUGAAUUUGAUUUUAAGAUAUUAAGAAACAGCAUUUUUCCCCAAAGUCGUAAAGACAUAAGAACAGCUGUCUAACUUUUUCCCUGGGCCCUUUGGAAUUGUUCGCCAGAACUCUUCCACCUGUCACCCUGAUAACCUGGCCCACCUGUACUAAGAGGUCACCAGGCCCUGGAGCCUUCUUUAGGAGUUGGGGGUCGAAUGGGCUAACUUUGUACCUUUUUGUGAGCCUUGGUGGCGGGACACUAGGGAUGCUUGUGAACCCUCACUUUUGCUUUAGCACAGACCUACCGGGACCUAUCCACCUUAAAUGUCAUUUACGGAGCUGUUACGGGAAACGGGGACAUGUGUCAACCACAUCUGCUACUUCUAGUUAACAGGAAAAAAGUCCCGUGCAAGAGCCUGCAAAAUUGAACUCCUCUGGCCACAGCAUCUCUAAUUAAUGCAACUGCAAAGAGAAAGUUUUCACACUUCCAGAACAGUCUGUGAAGUUACAUUAAUUAGUUUAGCAGCCAUUGUUUGUACUCUGCUUAGCUAGGGUUUUCUCGCUCCUCCUCCCUGGAAGUUUAAGAAAUCAACGUCUUCUCUCCUCCCCAAUUGGGGGAGGGGAGAAGAGGCUGGUGUAGACAGGAUAAAAUAAAAUAAAUUCUAGCUCGGUGCCCCACUUCUCCAACUGUCCGGUGCCUUGCCUUACUUCUACUCUUGCUGGAACAUCUACAACAAUUGGAGUCAAAGAACUCCCUAAGGCUAGUUCUGCUCAAUUCUCUCUUCUCCCCAACUCUCCCUUCCCUGGGAAAGUCCGUGGCCCGGACACUGGCACACGCGGAGACCAGACCAAAGUCCACUUGGAGCCUGGCACUUUAUUUCUAAAGUUUGUCUGGAAGUGUACGGUUUCCCAGAGCUCUUUCCACGCUCUUUCCCGGGUUCCCCAUCCUGUCGCAUGAAUCUCACACCCUCCCCGGAAGUUUUAUCUCGGGGAAGGGGUGGUAGGUCACACCCGAAUCCUGGCCCCAGGCCUGAUACUCCAGGAGCUGGCGGCCGACUCCUGGAAGGUAAACUAAGAGUCCCGAGCUGGAGAAGGAACUCAUCUUUAAUGACAGGGUUGUUUUUUUAAAGCAAACAAACUUUUACUGCUCUUUGCCGGCCCACUGUUUGAAGUCUGUGAAGCAGAAAAUGGUUAAAUUCUUAGCGCAGUCGACCUACAGCAGAGCAGCAAGUUCAGUGGGCCAGGGCUGGCUCAGGUUUUCGUCUUUUCAGGACAGAAUUUUGUGCGUUCUUUCGGCUCGCGGGCCUGAUUCAUUAAUGGUGAGAGAAAAAAAAAAAAAAAAACCUACCACCAAUAAACUAGAGUCUCGCCUGCUCUGGCAUUUUCCUCAAAUCUCCCUUCUAAGUAGUAAGAAGAGGAGCGAGAGAGUGAGAGACAGAGAGAGAGAAAGAAAAAAAGACCAAAAUGUUUCUCAAAUGGCAAUAGACCUCACUACAAAUUAUUCAUGAAGACAGUUCUCGAUUCAACAGGAAAAUAAUUGCCUUUUCAAAUAUUAAUGGCGUUUCAUUUCCUCGAGUCGCGGAAGCGGCAAACAGGAACAAAAUUCUCAGGAGCUGAGAUUCUCCCUGACCUGAAUCCCGGGUCUGGCUUUGGAGGCGACUGUCAGCACCGAAAGGUUUCACUUUGUGGCGGUCACAGCGAUCCCGGAACAAUGGUGCCUCAGGGAGGGUGGCGCGGGCCAGCUACAGCUCUCUGCCUGGCCACUGCCGCCAAGCUCCUCUCCCGGGACCUCUCGGCCGGGAGCUCGCCACACCUUCCCCGGCGUCUGAUAGCGAGUCAGUGCUGGGGAUCCAAGGUAGAGGAGAAGAGACCGCGCCGGGGCGCAGUCGCCGGGACAACCAGAUCCAGCUACAAGUGCGAGAAAAUGGCGCUGGCCCAGCUGCCCCGAGCUUCCGAACUUUGUCGUGCGGGCUCCGCGCAGAGUCGGAGAGGCCUUUCCCGGCUGCGGAACCUCUAGGAGGAGAAUCUGGGUCUUUUACAGCUCAGCCAGGCCUAGGACGUUCCGAGCGGGCUGCGGGGGCCUAGCCAACUCUGCCUUUCCACAUUCACCCACCCACCCAGGGCUCAGCGCAGGGAGCUGAAGGGAGGGGGCAUCGCAGCCCCGGAUCCCAGCCCCUUCCAGGCCUAUCUUGGCCGACCAGUCGCCCUCCAGUCUGCGGAUCCCGGCCUGGCCUGACAGCAGCCGCUGUUCUCUUCCCGAAGCCGCAGCGCUCAAGGGCGUGGUUGCAGUAGAGACCUUGGAUCCCGCUCAGCCUGUGGGGAGCCUACCGCGCCAACCCCUCCUCUUAGGCCUGAGAGGCCCGACAGCCAGGUGGGGGUGGUCUGGGGAGCCUGGUCUACUUCGCAAGUCAGUUUGGACUGGGAGGGCCAGCUGCCCACAGCUCGGUCUCCGGGAGGCCUCUGGAGCGCCGUAAUAAAAUAUUAUUGCCGGCGCGAGUAUCUGGAGGGAUCCCGGAAGGUUUAGGCAAGAUUUGAAGAAUGCUGCUAAAUGUUUGCCCUCAGGGGGUAGAAAGGAAGAGGGAGGGGGCUCCAUAUCCUGUAAAAAUCUCCUCUGAAGUGAAUCAUUGCUCAGAAUACCUUUCCCUGCCGCAUGAAUCCACAUUAUGCACAUACUAUGUGCAUCGGUUGCGCAUCCUUAAAUUAUUUCAUCGCUUUGGCGUUUGCACAAAACCUACUUUAGGAAACAAUUUGAGCCAGGAUGGGGGUGGGGAGGGAUGAACGGCUGUGCAGGGUAGCGGCAGAGACGUUUGGCUGAAACAGCCACUUUAAAUCCAGCAGAUGUGAGCUCCCCGGUUAAUAUAUUUCCGAGCAGACGUGCUUCUUGUUCCAAGCGGAGAAAAUUUGGAGGAAACAACCCGAAUGGAUCAGGAUUUCCGAGGAUGGAAACUCGACUAAGAUGGAGUCACUGUCGCUCCUCCUCCAUGCCCUCCCCCAGAGCCCAGACGGGGAAGGCGGGGGAGCGAUGGAGGCGCUCGGGAGAGGGCGCCCGGGGCGCUCUCUGCGCAAGGGAAAGGGGUGCUCGACCUGAGGCGCCAUGGAAAGGGAUUUCUGAAAAUCUUUUGUAGUCGUUUUCCAGAAAAUGAGAGACUAAUGGGGGAGGGUGGCGAGCACCUGAAGGGAACAUGAUCCGCGAGCACUAAUGUCUCUGCGUUGCCUCCGCCAGG